GUGAACACUCUAGCAGUGGUUUGAUGGCGCUGUACGUAUCUCCAGUGAAGGACGCUCACAGGACGUUUCGGUCGGGGAUGAAAGCGUCACCUGUGCAUUUCACGUGUUGUACUUCGCCUCAGUGAAUACGGCGAGAGGAAAGUUUUGUCACGACAUAAUUUACAAAAAAAAAAAAAAAAAAAACACUUGCCAGGGAAAGGAGAUUAAGUAAACAACUCAGUUUACGCGUUCGUUCAUGGAGCUAUGGGUGCAAGCAGAACGAAUUCGGGCACGGUUAUGGGCUACAAUUGGACGAAUUUUUAAAUGGCAUUGUUCGCUCCUUAAUAGAAAGUCGCUCCCUUUUCUAUCAUGGACGGUCUCCGGAAUGUGUAAUACGUUCGUGUUAUUUCCGUGCCAGCAGAAUCCGCGCACCUGGGAACACGCAUUGUAAUAUCCUUUCUAAACACAUGGUUACAUGACUGCAAGCUCCAAAAUUUCACGUCACUGGAAGCAUCUUAGCUGUUUGGAAACUACUUUUGUUAACUUUAUUAACUAUCUGAGAGAGAUAUCAACGGUCAAAAUCGACGGGGUGGAAUCACCAGAAAAGAGCAAUGAUGUCCUCCAAAGAUAAUGCUUGUCGGAAGUUUCAAGCGAAUAUUUUUAACAAAAGUAAAUGUCAGAAUUGUUUUAAACCCAGAGAGUCGCAUUUAUUGAACGCCGAAGAUUUAAGCCAGGCUAAACCCAUAUAUGGAGGCUGGCUGCUUCUGGCUCCAGAGGGAACCAACUUUGACAAUCCAGGACACAGAUCUCGGAAGUGGCAGAGACGGUUCUUCAUCCUGUAUGAGCAUGGGUUACUGCGCUAUGCCCUGGACGAGAUGCCCAGCACUCUGCCCCAGGGCACCAUCAACAUGAGCCGCUGCUCGGCCGUGCUGGACGCCGAGCCUCAGACCGGCCACAGCCACGCCCUGUGCAUCCGCACCCCCGACACACAGCACUUCAUUCGCGCAGAGAGCAAGGAGGCCAUCCACGGGUGGCAGGAGAGUCUGGAGGGGUUCAUCAGGACCAACAAGCACAACCAGAAGAAGAAGAAACGCAAGGACGUCCCGCAGGAGACCGGUCGGGCCAAAGGGACGGUGAUGAUCAGUAACGGCGGUGAGGCCGGCGGAACCCAGCCCAGAGACGCCCCCUGCAGUCGCCCGGCGGGAUGGCAGGAGCAGCGCGGCCGGACAGCUGUCCCCUGCAGCCACAGCGCCCCCUCUCUGCACCAGCCAGAGUGCGGCCCGCUGCUCCAAAGCUCCUCCUCUUCAGGGUCACUCAGAGACCACUCUAAACAGGGCUCCCUGAAUGGAAGCAGAAAGGAGCGUGCUGAAAGCGGGUACUUCUCCCUGGAGAAGCCCAAACCGGACUCUCAACCUCCCCAGCGCCCCCGCCACCUACCCCUGUCCUCCCCCAGCGGCCCCGAGGGGCCCCACAGGUACCCCUCCUCUGACCCGGACCCCCUCACUUCCCCUCUCCCCCCGGACUCCCUCCGCUCCAACGGCACCUCCACCUUCAGCGCCUCCCUCACCUCCCUGGACUCCGACCUCAGCCCCGCCACGCCCAAAAGCCCGACCGCGCCCACCAUCGUGACCACGCCCCCCAGCUGCGAAGACGAGGAGGAGGAGGACGAGGGCAGGGUCUGGGGCGGCGGCUGCGGCGGGGAGCGGGCGGGGCGGGGCGGCCGCCGCCCCCCCGUGAGCUACGCCUCGCUGGCGGACGUGCCCAAAGCCAAGCGCCUGACCCAGCGGCUGGCACUCAGCGCCCACAGGAAGAGGCUGGAGCAGCGGGCACGCAGCCCGGGCAGGGAGGAGGUGGCACGUCUGUUCGGCCUGGAGCGCAGGAGGCCCCAGGUGAUAGAGAAGUUUGAGAUGCUGGAGGGAGACGGCGUGGAGCACGUGGAGACCAGCUGCGCCUCCUCCUCCUCAGGACCUCCCUCCUCCUCCUGCUCCUCCAACAGCGCCUCCCGCCAGGGCCGGAUCGAGAGACGCCACGUCGCCAAGAACCAGAUGAUGUCAUUAGAUGCCUCUACGGAACGUUCCAUGCCUGAUGUCUCCAGGUCUUCUCUGUUCAGCAGCCGCCGCGCGAAAUCCCUGGACCGGAAGGCCCCAGAAUCCUCUGUGACGCCCGACCUGUUGAAUUUUAAGAAAGGAUGGAUGACCAAACCGCACGAAGAUGGAACUUGGAGGAAGCACUGGUUCGUUCUCACCGACCAGAGCCUGCGCUUCUUCAGGGACUCCAUCGCCGAGGAGGCUGCUGAUUUGGACGGCGAGAUAGACCUGUCCACUUGUUAUGAUGUCACCGAGUUCCCGGUGCCGAGGAAUUAUGGGUUCCAAGUCCACACGAAGGAGGGCCCGUUCACCCUCUGCGCCAUGACCUCCGGGAUCCGCCGCAGCUGGAUGCAGGCCCUCCGGCAGAGCGCGCGCCCCGCGGCCGCCCCCGACGUCACCCGCACCCUCCCCGGGGAAAAGGCCGAUGUCGGGGCCGCGUUGGGAUUCUGCCCCCCGCCCCUCCCGGAGGUCCGUCCCGGCGCGGAGAGCCCUGCGACUGGGGGAACCGUCCCGUCAGGGAGCGGCUGUGGCUCGGAACCGCGGAAGAGAAUCUGGAACCGGCGGCACGGAGGGUGCCGUAACGCCUUAGACUGGGCGGAAAUAUACCCCGGGCUGGCCCAGGAGAACUGCACAGCGCCACCCGGUGGACAUCCGAAGGGAAGCACUGACGCUGUGGAUGGCGGCUCCACAGCCUCCCCUGACUCCUCCUCCUCCUGUCCGGCAUUCCCGGGCUCCUCUUUGCCCGUGGCGGAGGAGGCGCGGGAGGGGGAGCGGGGACGGCGACGCAGUGAGGGAAGACCUUGCUUCCAGGUGGCGUCAGCACCCACGACUCCCGCUUUCACCCGGCCAAUCGCGGCACCCGCUUCCCGGGUGGGCGGGGACGGGCAGGAGGUGGGGCAGUUGCCGGGCGACGUUCCCGACGUGCGGGUGGAGAUCGAGCAGCAGUGGCUGCAGGUGGAGACCACGCCCCUCCGCGAGGAGAAGCAGAUCCCCAUCUCCGGCGCCCUCCCCUCGGACCCUCCCCCUGAGAGACCCCCCCUUCAGACAGCUCCACUGGGCAGCCAGCUGGAGCAGGUGCAGCUGGAGCUGUCCAGACUGCAGGAGCACAACGGCCUCCUGCAAGAGCAGCUGCGGGAGGGCCAGUCACGUGGGCGGAGCGACAGGGAGGGCUAUGUGCUGCAGAGCGGCUUUCCACUGUGUUCCUCGGGGUGUGCGGACUCCUGCCGGCAGCUGAACCGGCUGAAGCAGGACCAGCAGCUGCAGCCGGAGGGGCGGCAACAGGACCCCUCUGCCCAGCAGGCGCAGGUCCUGGAGCCCACCGUCAGCGAGGCGGAGAUCCAGGCCCUGCGGGCCCAGCUGACCGACACGGCCGCUGAGCUCCUCGCUAGGGAGAGAGCAGUGUCCGAGGCACUCGGGGAGACGGCGCUGGAGCGCGAGCGGUUCCAGGACCAGAGGGAGGAGUGGGCGCACAGCGAGCGAACCCUUCGGGUCCAGCUCCGGGACACCGAGGACCGGCUGAGGGACGUGGAGGCCUGCCUUCUGGAGAAGAGCCAGGCCCUGCGGGACCUGGAGCGGCAGCAGGCCCUGCAGCAGGACUACGGGAAGGAGGUGCAGAACCUCCAGGAGAGCCUGUCGGAGGUCACAGCUAGACUGGUCGCCGCACAGGAGACCCAGGCCCUGAAGGAGGAGAGUCUCGAGACGAGCCGGGACCUCCCACACGAGAGCUGGGAUAAGGAGAGGCAGUGCCUGAUGGAGCGGCUUGCGGAGGUUGAGGCGAGGAGACACGAGCUGGAGGACCAGCUGCGGACGGCAGAGCUGCAGGGAGAGCGCGGUGACCUGGUGCAUCGGCUGGAGGAGCAGCUCGCCACUAAGACGGAUGCCAUACAGGACCUGACGGAAAUGACCAGGCGGCUGACGGACGAGAAGGACCAGCUGACCUGCCGCUGCCAGGAGCUUCUCAACCAGAUCACCGAGGCGGACAACGAGGUGAGUAAACUUCAGUCCCGCCUCGCGGUGGAAGAGACUGACUACUGCAGCCUGGACCGCUCUUACCACAAGCUCUACGAGGAGUUCCAGAGGAUCAGCCAGGUCCUCUGGGAGAAGGAAGAGGAGAUACAGGAGGUCAAGGAGAUUUAUGAGAGGCAGGCGGAGAUGAAAGAGAAGGACCUCAACGAGGCCCUGGUGAAAUUGGCUGCCUUGGAAUGCCGUCUGGAGGAGACCCAGCUCAAGCUGCAGGCGAAAGAAGAAGCCGUCUGCAGGGUUAGUCAGGGGAGCAUGGAGCCGUGCGCUGCGGAGAGGGACCUGGGGGGUGAACUAACGGCUGCGGAGAACCGCAUCGCUGAGCUGGAGCAGGAGCUGAGCAGCAUGCGGCUGGCUUACACCGCCCUUCAGAGGGACUGUAGUACAGUACAGGGAGACCCUUAUGUCCAGGAGAGCUCAAGCAAACAGGAUAAGUUGACUGAUGCCAUCCACCCAGAAGACAUCGGAAAAAUCAACAACCCCUCACUGAUAGACCACGAUCCUUCAGAAGAGAAUGGUUCCUCAGACACAUUGCUGGAGUCUGUUGCCUCUGCUGGUGGUGCCAUGGACACGGAGAAGUUCAUCGGCAUUAUCAACACACUGGAGAACAAACUGUACUCCUCAGAGGAGAAGCUAAAGGACAUCACUCUGAAGCUGGAGGAGCAGGAGGGCCUCAAAACGGAGGCCGUGAAGGAGCAGCGCACCCAGUGGGCCGAGCUCGAGGCAGAGCUGUGCUUGACACUCAGCGAGUGCAUGUCCAGAGAGUGCCGGCUCUACGCCCAGCUCCAGGACGAUUUGGACGAGAGGCGCACUUUCGGCAAGGAAGCCGACUGCCGUGUUAGUGCGGAAAAUGGUGCAUGUGCAAAGGCUUUAGCCUGCCUGGAGCUCAGUAGGGAGAAGGUCCAGUCCAUACUGAGAGGUCGCCAGGAAGGUUGUGCCGAAACGCAGAGUCACACGCUGUCAGAGAUCGAGGCCGAGUUAUGCAACGCCACUCUUCACAUUAGGCGAGGAGGGAACGGUCUGGAGGAACAGAAGCUGGAUCAUCAAGGAACUCGGAAUCUGGGAAUGAAGGAAAACAAGGUAUCAGGACUGGACAGAAUAGAACUGUCUGCCCAUAUGCUAGAAUUUGAGGCUCUUGUUUUGAAAAAGAUGGCUUUAUCAGUGCGGAAUCCGAUCAGCGACCUUUUGCAGAGCCUCAGAGAGAUCCACCAAGAAGCAGAGAACUUGAAAAGAGGUAAUGAGAGUUAUGUGGCUAUCAUAUAUGCAGAUGUUGUGGCUAGGAAGUUGAUGGUAGAAUGUGAGUUUUGGGCCGAGGUGGAUAAGCUGGAGGUUCAGACUGAAGAGCCUGAAGAUUGGCUCCAGAGUGUAAGAGACUCCGCUGAAGAAAAUUCUGAUGUCACAAGCAGCAACUGUGUCCAAACUGACUUGGCAAACUCAAUACAGAAUCUUAAGUCCUUUUACGACGAGAAGUUUCGAAAGCUACAGAGCGAGCUGCUGGAAGCGCAUGCAAAUUUAAAGCGCAGGGAAGUCGCACUGAAAGAGGUGGUCAGCGCCUCGAAACGGGCAGGCUUUGGCAGGCUAGGUCAGGGGCUCAGUGACGAGAUUGACCGUAGUCAGGGAACAACGCUGGCUUACAUCAGUCCUCCCGAACUCGCCCCCUAUUUAGAGCAGAUCACGAUGGAGGAGGCCCGUGACUUGGCAGAGGAGAUUGUCAGUCAGCAUCUUCAGAGAGAUGUGCUCAUCUGCCACGUCGAAGCCGUAGAUUCCCCACGCGUUGGUCAAGAGAGACUAGCCACUGAGCUGCAGUUACAAGCAGAGGUCCUCCAGCGUCUCUCUCGUGAGUUAGAGGCCACCUACGAGACUGAAAUGGGUAGUGUCCGUCCCUGUUUGAUCAAUGUUUUACACAAUAAGCACUACAAGCCUGCUGGUAAUGUCGCUAGCAGCACUCUGUCCAUGCAAGAGACCACAAUUCCCUUUGUAGCAUGCAAACCAAGUAUGGGACAGGAGAGGGACAUGAAGCAGUGUAACGGAGCCCGUCAGAGCACGGGUGGACCAUGUCAGGAGUACGACCCCAGCAUAGGCGCCGCCCAUGAGGGGUGCAUCACCUCUCUUCAGGAGGAGUGCCAGAGCCUCACCCAGGCAUUGGCCGGCCUCCGAGAGGAGAACCACGCCCUGAGGCAGGAGGUGUCCCACUACGCCGGCGAGCUCUCCCAGCGGCGGGAGCAGACGGAGCGGAUGGAGGAGCGUUUCCAGGCGGAGGCGGAGGAGCUGAAAGCUCUGUACGAGAUGGAGAUUGGCGAGGCCGAGCAGAGGAUGACGGCCAACGAGCUGAGCCUGAUGGAGAAGAUGGCCGACUGCCAGCAGAAGCUGGAGGUGCUCCUCCUGGACAUCGAGGGAAUGGAGGACCGCCAUGAGGAGCACGUGCGGAAGCUGGAGGCCCAGUCCCAGGGGAGGAUGGAGGAGCUGCACUGGGCCCACCGGGAGGAAGUGGAACGGAUGCAGUCCCAGCACACGCAGAGCCUCCGUACCUUGCUGGACGCACUGGACAGGCUGCAGGCCAAGCACCCCGAGGACUCGCCCCUCCCCGAGCUGGCCGUGCCCCCUCUUGACCAGGCCAUGCUCCCUCAUGACCAGGCCCCAUCCCACCAUGACCAGGCCCCAUCCCCCCAUGACCAGGUCCCGUCCCCCCAUGACCAGGCCCCGUCCCCCCAUGACCAGGCCCCGCCCCUCCACGACCAGGCCCCGCCCACAGAGGGCCAGGCUGGGGAAACUGGCACGGUGGAGCUGGACUCCACGACAGUGCUGAGGCAGAGGAUCCAGGAGCUGGAGAUGCAGGUGAACUCCAUGCAGGACCAGCUGGGGAAUAAGACCCCGGGGGAGGACGUGUCCAGCCUGAAGGAGAAAUACCAGAAAGACCUGGAAAAUUUGAAGGCUACCUGUGAGCGAGGGUUCGCAGAGAUGGAGGAGACGCACCUGAAAGUGAUUGAGGAGAUCCAGCGACAGCACCAGAGGGAGGUGGCCCACCUCCGGGAAGAGCGGGAGCGGCUGCUGGCUGAGGAGACGGCCGCCACCAUCUCCGCACUGGAAUCCAUGAAGAAUGCCCAUCGGAAAGAGCUGGAGAAAACGCAGCGCUCCCAGCUCAACGGAGCCAAUGCCGACGUCCAGGCACUGACGCAGCAGUACCGGGAGGAGCUGCAGUCCGUUCAGCGGGAGCUGGAGGUCCUGUCGGAGCAGUACUCCCAGAAGUGCCUGGAGAACGUGCACCUGGCCCAGGCGCUGGAGUCUGAGAGGCAGGCGCUGUCCCAGUGCCAGCGGGAGAACCAGGAGCUCAGCGUGCACAUUCAGGAGCUGAAUGAGCGCCUGACAGUGGAGAUCACUCGUAUGCGGUCCUGCCUCAGUGGGGAGGGGUCCCCAGCCCAAGCGCAGGGCAAGGACCUGUAUGAACUUGAGGUCCUCCUGAGGGUGAAGGACUCAGAAAUCCAGUAUCUCAAGCAGGAAGUCCACUCGCUGAAAGAUGAGCUGCAGUCUGUGCUGAAGGAUAAGAAGUACGUAUCGGACAAGUACAAGGACAUCUACACCGAGCUGAGUGUCGUCAAGGCCAAGGCGGACUGUGACGUCAGCAAGCUGAAGCAGCAACUGAGGGUGGCCGCAGAGGCCCUGGGAGAGAGGGUGGCUGAGGCUCCGCCCACUGCGCCAGCGUACGACAUCCUGAAAUCUAAAAGCAGUCCAGACUUUCUGAAGAAGGAAUAUUCAGGCUUCAGCAGACAGAUCGGAGGGGUCAGGUCAAAGGGGUCAGACGUUGAGCGGGUAUCAUUGGACAGCUGACUGGCCCCCCAGGGUGUGGGGACGUGAGUCUCCCUGAGGUGCAGAUACUGACCCAUCUCUCUGUGUCCCAGAGACUGAAGGGGAGAAGCCCGUAGGUGCAGGAACGCACCGAGCUGUUUGACUCACUCCACCCCCUCCAGGAUGAUGUGUGCGCCUCUUCAUCUCCCCAGCGUGAGGCGCUGUUGGUGACUCAGUAACGCGCAGACCCUCCUGCGGCGGGUGUCUGUAAUCGCUGUGGGUAACGUGUGCACAGCAGUAGAGUGGCUCGUGGGGGGGGGGGGGGGCUACCCUUGUGUGCCAGACCGCUAGCCCCUUCCAGACUGAGAGGGGUGACUCGAAUCCUGUCGAAUCCUGAGCUCGAGGGACCUGGGGGGACCACAGAAGCCAAAGCGAAAGCUCUGUCUUCAUGCUGACCCCGCUGUCCGUGGAAAGAUAAGAACACCGCGUCGUCUCCUCCUUCUACGUUUUCAAAUGUAUGCUUUCUGUUUAUCAAACCUUCUCAAACUGGAACAAACGAGGGAAGAAGACUGCUGACAAAUGACACUGGCGCCAAUUUACAGUUAAAGCCAAUCAUCGCCCGGCAGGACAGCUUUUGUGUUCGUGGAAGACCGUGCACAGGAAGCGUUUCUGCGUUUUGGCUGCCUACUGGUGAAGGUUUACAGCGUGUCACUGCGUAGUCUUUGGCUGUGUCACCAUGGGCACUUUUAUAUUGUUAUUCACUGUUUCACCUUGAUUAGUCUGUGCUAGUAGAUACCCUUAAAAACACGAGAGGAUCCUUUUGUUGCUUCUGUCCAGGAGACAAAGCAGCAUCAGAUAGAAUAAUAAAUAUUUAAAUAAUAUACUCUGAGCUCAGUUGGAGUGUAAGCACAAGCAAAACACAACUAUUGCUGGUGUAUUGUAGUAAUAUAGAUGUAGCUAGCAUCAGACUCGAUCCUUUUUCUUUCACCAAAACGUAACCAAAAUGUAAAUAUUUAACCAAGGAGAUCCUCAUAGAUCAGUUUUUUUUCCAACUGAAAUCCUAUCUGAGCUAUUUUUUAAAGAUGUGUAACAUGGCUUUUGUAUUUAAGGCUUCAGUUUUGCUUCUUGUGUACACAACAAAUACUGUGAAUUGUUAGAAGGGAAGAAUCCAAUUAGCAUCGAUAGCGGUGUUUUGAUCUUCCCCUUUUUUUAGAUGAACACUAAUGUUGCUCAUCUUCAUGAUUGCCAAACGUGGAUCUGUUAGGACACCGUAAUCUAGAAGCACAUAUGACAGCACAUGCUCAACUAAAGAAAUGAGUGCAAAUCUAGUUUGCAGUCGAUUGAAAAUGGCUUUGACCAACUGCCCCUCCCACGUAUGACAUCAUACUGUGCCCCUCCCACAUAUGACAUCACACUGUGCUCCAGUUUCUCCUCGUGUGCUUCUUCCAGUGUCCGUCAGAAAGGAGUUUGAGUGGCAGUGCCAUUCCUUGCCAGGCUGACCUCAUUGUUUUCUCGUCCUCAGCCCUUCUCACUUGACUCACUUGUUGCUUCCAGACUAUUCCGUCUCUUCCUCAUUGGAAAAAAAAAAAAUCAAACUCUAAGUUAAGUCUUGCAUCAAAGUACACUGUUCAGUAUUCAGAGCAUAACUUGUACAUAAUUGUUUGCCAGAAUUUAUUUGUGUUUUUUUAAUUUCAGUUUUCGCACUGUACAUAUGAAUGGUGGUUUGAAUGUAAAACCUUAUAAAUAAAUGUGGCUUUUUUUGAACAUAA
Messenger RNA from Anguilla anguilla (European eel), 9637 nucleotides. RefSeq names its product rootletin-like. Gene Ontology annotation, molecular function: actin filament binding. The transcript has 25 exons. The record is from RefSeq and is a predicted model, not a curated record. Bases 591 to 7910 code for a protein of 2439 amino acids. Gene Ontology annotation, cellular component: actin cytoskeleton. Lineage: Eukaryota; Metazoa; Chordata; Actinopteri; Anguilliformes; Anguillidae. Gene Ontology annotation, biological process: actin filament organization.